Molecule: messenger RNA, 1632 nt
Organism: Ipomoea nil (Japanese morning glory)
Lineage: Eukaryota; Viridiplantae; Streptophyta; Magnoliopsida; Solanales; Convolvulaceae
Exons: 11
Coding region: 1-1632 (543 amino acids)
Source: RefSeq, a predicted model, not a curated record
AUGCUUGUUGUUGUGCAAGAUGUUGCCCGAGCGGCGUCCAUGGAGAGCGUGGUGGGGACCCUUCAGGCGCAGCUGGGGGCCGAGAUGAGGGCUCGCAAAGAGUUGGAGGCGGCGCACAAGGCCAUGGGGAGCAAGCCUGCGGUGUUGGAGGGCAAGAAUGCCAAGUUGAUUGCCAGCCAUGAGCGGGAGCGCCAGGCGCAUGAGGAGGCUUUGAAGGCAGCCGUGUCGAGCUACAAGGACUCCGAGGUGGGCUUUGGAGGCAGCCAUGUCAAGCUUCAAUUCAAGGACUCCGAGGGAGACUACAUUCAUGCAAGUAUCAUCAAAAAAGACAUUGGAAAGUAUAGAGAUACAAUCAAGGAAGGGAAAGUUUUUGAAAUCAAGAACUUCAUGGCCUCUACAAACUACUAUGUCUACAAGAUUACAGAGCAUGAUCCUGAUGAUGUGAAUGGCAAGGAGCUGAUUGAUGUUAUUGGAAGGGCAAUUGAGAUUUACAAUCCUGUGGACAAGAUUAUAGGGGGGAAGGACACCAAACUAAUCAACUUUCAAAUUGAAGACAAUGCUGAGAACACCAUGACGUGUACACUCUGGAAUGAACAUGUUUCUUUCCUGAUGCCUUUUUACAAUAGUGAUUCGAAAGAACCACUGAUUGUUGUCAUUCAAUGCUGUAGGGCGAAGGUUGUGGGUGGUGAAGUGAGAAUAACCAGUUCGUAUGAUGCUACGAAGUUGUGGUUUAAUGAGGAUUGGGAAGAAUUUAAAGAGUUUAAGUUAAACUUGAAAGCUGAAGGUACUCCAAUGAGGAGUCUUAGUACUGGCACACUACAUUCCAACUCUACAGGCAUUAGUGAGUUUACUAAUGGUUCUGUUAUUGUCACUAACUGCCAUGAUAUUAAGAAGGUGAAAGAGGAUGGGGACUACUAUGUUGCUGCUGAGAUUCUUGGGUUAGAUUUUGAGGAUGGUUGGUACUACUUAUCAUGCCUGAAACUUGGAUGUAAUAAGAAACUAAAAGAACAGGAAGGAACCCUUUUUUGUACUAAGUGUAAAAAGACUUGUAUGACGGGUACAGUUAGAUACAAAGUAGUUGUUAUUGCUCUUGACAAAUCUGGAGAUGCUCCAAUGUUGCUUUGGGAUAGAGAAGUGGCAGAGCUUGUGGGUAUUCCUGCCUCUAUUUUGUAUGCAAAAUACAAGGAUCUUGAUGUUGAAGUGCCACCUGAGUUGGAUGCUAUAGUUGGAAUGAAGAUGCUGUUUAAGAUCAACUUCAAACUGGCUCAAAAGAUGGGUCCCAAUUACCCAUUCAAUGUUGUUAGGGUUGUAAGGGAUGAGCACUUGCUUCAAACCUAUGCUGACAGGUUUGUGGAGCAUCAAGAGCAAGACUUAAUCUCUAGGAUGAUUGAGGAGGAAACUAACACCGAUGCAAUUUCUGGAAAAGACUCGAUUGGAGUUGAAGUGAAUAGUCAUGCCACUGUCCAGCCCUCGCAAAAGGAAGGAGAAGACAAUGCUGAACACUCUGGGGCUAUUAAAAGGUCACUUUUGGAUGAAUUUUCAUCAUUCAAAAGUAGGAAGAAGUUGAAUGACUCAGAAAUCAAAAAGGAAAAAUUGUUAUUCAGAUUAAGGAUGAAAGGUGUCCAAGUUUAG